AUGCCGAGGGAUCCAAAAGAGCCUUUUCACGAUGUGAAUGCGCCUGGUUUCAAGGUGUACAUUUAUACUCUAGAAAAUUUACUGGUAAGAUUGCUUAGGGAACGGAUAAGAUGGUCCGAUCUCUUGGAUAGAAAGACGGGCAAGCCAGUGUCCAAUGUCCACACUGGUAGCCAAAUCUUUGUUCUGGACCAAUCCUGCAACAAAACCUGCAGCAAAUGCAUCUCCAGCCCCGUUAGUGUCGGUGACUUUCGAAGCCUCCAGGGGGUGGACAGGAUACUCCUUGACGGCAUAAGUACCAUUGUUCUGCUCAACGACCAAAGUAGGGUCGGUACCUUGGGUGAAAACAACGGUUCUUGCUCUCUUGGUGUUUGCCUUGGCGGAAUCAGCAAUCUGCUUGGCGACUGCAACCAAGUCCUUGGAGUCCAGUCCGUUGGCUUCAGCGUAGGCUGCAGCUUCGGAUUCGUUACAGAUGACGUAAUCAACGUAAGGAAGGACCUUGAGCAAUGGCUCUUUGAAGAACUGAGGAAUGAACGGAGCAGAGAAGUUGAGCAACAAAGGCUUGUCUUCUUCAGCAGCGUGUUUACCGAGCAACUCGAUGGCCUCUGGGGAAACAGUCAAGUGGAAGCCUCCGAUGUAGAAAAACUUUGCGUUUUUCACAUGCUCCCAGUUUUCAGGUUUUUCCAAGUGGGAAGGUUUGAAGUGGUUGGCGGCAGCCAAGUCGGUGACCAGGGAUCUGUGAGGGCCGUUGAUCAAGGCAGCGCACUUACCGGUGGCGAUUGA
Messenger RNA from Ogataea philodendri, 780 nucleotides. RefSeq lists its product as uncharacterized. The transcript is spliced from 2 exons. Bases 1 to 780 code for a protein of 259 amino acids. NCBI's taxonomy places the organism in Eukaryota, Fungi, Ascomycota, Pichiomycetes, Pichiales, Pichiaceae. The record is from RefSeq and is a predicted model, not a curated record.